Condylura cristata (star-nosed mole) is the source of this 1648-nucleotide messenger RNA. RefSeq names its product tumor necrosis factor, alpha-induced protein 8-like 2 (gene TNFAIP8L2). Gene Ontology annotation, biological process: negative regulation of T cell activation; negative regulation of inflammatory response; regulation of apoptotic process. The coding region runs from base 31 to 585 and encodes 184 amino acids. The record is from RefSeq and is a predicted model, not a curated record. The transcript is spliced from 2 exons. NCBI's taxonomy places the organism in Eukaryota, Metazoa, Chordata, Mammalia, Eulipotyphla, Talpidae. Gene Ontology annotation, cellular component: cytoplasm.
AGGCUGCACCCACCGCCCGCCGCAGGAAGCAUGGAGUCCUUCAGCUCGAAGAACCUGGCCCUGCAGGCGGAGAAGAAGCUACUGAGCAAGAUGGCAGGUCGGUCUGUGGCUCAUCUCUUCAUCGACGAGACCAGCAGCGAGGUGCUGGACGAGCUCUACCGGGUGUCCAAGGAGUACACGCGCAGCCGGGCCCAGGCGCAGCGGGUCAUCAAGGACUUGGUCAAGGUGGCCGUCAAGGUGGCCGUGCUGCACCGCAACGGCAGCUUCGGGGCCCCCGAGCUGGCCCUGGCCGCCCGCUUCCGCCAGAAGCUGCAGCAGAGCGCCAUGACCGCGCUCAGCUUCGGCGAGGUGGACUUCACCUUCGAGGCGGCCGUGCUGGCCGGCCUGCUGACCGAGUGCCGGGACACGCUGCUGGCGCUGGUGGAACACCACCUCACGCCCAAGUCCCACGGCCGCAUCCGCCAUGUGUUCGAUCACUUCUCGGACCCCGGCCUGCUCGCUGCCCUCUACGGGCCCGAGUUCGCUCAGCACCGCACCAAGAUCUGUGACGGGCUCCGGAAGCUGCUGGACGAGGGGAAGCUGUGAGGGCCGCGCCAGCGCCCCCGCCCGGCCAGGGGCUGCCUGGGAGACAGGCGGCGGCUUCCUAACCCUGCUCACCGCACUAACGCGCUUCAGCCUUCCCCAGAGUGCUCGGGACUCAGGGCCCACCCCGCCCCCAAACUGUUGGUGGAGAGGCAGCAAGGCUGAGGGUGAAGGCCUCUCUCCUGCUCCGGCCCCAGGACAGGACACGAAGGGGCCUGAGAAAGAUGAAGUGAAACCUGGAUCUCCAUUUCCCGUACAGGGGCAUCUGAAACAGGGAGGCCCCCUCCCUGUGAACCAGGGGACGGGCGAGCCCACGAACCCUUCUGGGGACACUAGAGACGGGGCCGGGGGUUCCUCAGAUGCCGGUCCUAGGCCCACGUUCCAGACUGCAGGGAGACGCUCAGAGGGAAAAUAAAACGACUAAAACGCGCACAGGGCUGAAUGUUUAAUGUCCCAGCUUCCCUGCCCCGGGCGGCCAGAGGAAGGCGGCACGGGAGGCGCCCUCAGGCCGCUCCCGCCAUCUCCACGCCGCAGCCAGACGCCCGGGCUCCCUGGCCCGCGUGCGGUCACGAGGCUCACACCCCCGUGCGGUCAGUGCAGCCACCGCGAAUGAAUCCGCGGCGCGGGGCAAGGCCACAGUGAGCCCGCCCCCGUGGGCCUGAGAGACGCCCCGGGUCCUUCUCCUGACGUCAGGCCGCAGGCUGCCCUCCUGAGCCUCCGCAGAGGCCGCAGCGAGGGGGCAGAAGUGAGCCGGCGCAGGAGACGCUGUUCCCCUCAGAGUUCCGAGGGCAGCGCCAGGGCAGCGUGCGAUGGGCCGUCCGGCCUGAGCCCAAAUGCUGCCUGAGGCGGCGGUGCGGCCGGCAGUCCAGGGCCCUCAGCAGGCUGGGCGCCGGCUGCCCUGUCCUCAGGAACGUGCCGGGCCAAGGAGGGGACAGCAGUCCCGCCCCCUUUGCCUGGGCUGCCCGCGGCCCCCAGUCUAGACAUGAACUCUCUCAGCUAAGGACGGGGCAGCAAAACGCAGCAAAUAAAUACCACUCGGAAUAGCACCAAAAGCAGAUCACACCCG